Emys orbicularis (European pond turtle) is the source of this 2565-nucleotide messenger RNA. It is a transcript of the gene NLGN1, whose product is annotated as neuroligin 1. Gene Ontology annotation, biological process: postsynaptic membrane assembly; neuron cell-cell adhesion; chemical synaptic transmission. NCBI's taxonomy places the organism in Eukaryota, Metazoa, Chordata, Testudines, Emydidae. Gene Ontology annotation, cellular component: cell surface; plasma membrane; postsynaptic specialization membrane. The transcript has 7 exons. The record is from RefSeq and is a predicted model, not a curated record. Gene Ontology annotation, molecular function: signaling receptor activity; neurexin family protein binding. Bases 1 to 2565 code for a protein of 854 amino acids.
AUGGCCCUUCCAAGAUCCGUGUGGCUGAACUGCGUAUGGAGAGCGAUGAUGGUCCGUCUAUUACACAUGGGAUUGGAUGCCACUUUUGUUCUUUGUAUACUUGGAUUUUUGCUUCAUGCUGCAGCUGUGUCCUCACAAAAAUUGGAUGAUAUUGACCCACUCGUGACCACCAACUUUGGCAAGAUAAGAGGGAUUAAGAAGGAACUUAAUAAUGAAAUUUUGGGGCCUGUUGUUCAGUUUCUUGGGGUUCCUUAUGCUGCCCCACCAGUAGGAGAGCAUCGCUUUCAACCUCCUGAACCUCCAUCUCCCUGGUCAGAUAUCAAAAAUGCUACUCAGUUUGCUCCAGUGUGUCCACAGAACAUUAUAGAAGGCAGAUUGCCUGAAGUCAUGCUUCCUGUGUGGUUUACUAAUAACUUGGAUGUAGUUUCUACCUAUGUGCAAGAUCAGAAUGAAGACUGCCUCUAUUUAAAUAUAUAUGUCCCAACUGAGGAUGUCAAAAGAAUAUCCAAGGAAUGUGCCAGAAAACCCGGCAAGAAAAUUUGUAGAAAAGGAGGUCCCCUUACAAAGAAACAGACAGAUGAUUUAGGUGAUAAUGACGGUGCUGAAGAUGAAGACAUUCGGGACAGUGGGGGACCUAAGCCAGUGAUGGUGUAUAUUCAUGGAGGGUCCUACAUGGAAGGCACUGGAAAUUUAUAUGAUGGCAGUGUUCUGGCAAGUUAUGGCAAUGUGAUAGUCAUCACAGUCAACUAUCGCCUUGGGGUACUUGGUUUCUUGAGUACUGGGGAUCAAGCAGCAAAAGGAAACUAUGGCCUCCUUGAUCUAAUCCAGGCUUUGCGAUGGACUAGUGAAAAUAUUGGGUUCUUUGGUGGUGACCCAUUAAGAAUAACUGUUUUUGGAUCCGGUGCAGGCGGUUCAUGCGUCAAUCUGUUGACUUUAUCCCAUUAUUCUGAAGGACUUUUUCAAAGAGCAAUAGCUCAAAGUGGAACAGCUCUCUCCAGCUGGGCAGUUAGUUUCCAACCUGCAAAAUAUGCCAGGAUGUUGGCUACAAAAGUUGGUUGCAACAUGUCAGACACUGUAGAAUUGGUAGAGUGUCUACAGAAGAAGCCUUAUAGAGAACUUGUGGACCAGGACAUUCAACCAGCACGAUACCACAUAGCCUUUGGACCAGUAAUUGAUGGUGAUGUGAUACCAGAUGAUCCUCAGAUAUUGAUGGAACAAGGAGAAUUCCUCAACUAUGACAUAAUGUUGGGAGUUAACCAAGGAGAAGGUUUAAAAUUUGUUGAAAAUAUAGUUGAUAGUGAAGAUGGCAUAUCAGCUAGUGAUUUUGACUUUGCUGUUUCCAAUUUUGUCGAUAACUUAUAUGGAUACCCUGAAGGCAAAGAUAUAUUGAGAGAAACUAUUAAAUUUAUGUAUACUGACUGGGCAGACCGACACAAUCCAGAGACAAGAAGGAAAACACUGCUAGCUUUGUUUACUGAUCACCAGUGGGUUGCACCAGCAGUGGCUACAGCAGAUCUUCAUUCGAAUUUUGGAUCGCCUACAUACUUCUAUGCCUUCUACCAUCAUUGCCAAACAGAUCAGGUACCUGCUUGGGCAGAUGCAGCCCAUGGAGAUGAGGUUCCUUAUGUACUGGGAAUCCCUAUGAUUGGUCCUACUGAAUUAUUUCCCUGUAAUUUCUCCAAAAAUGAUGUCAUGCUAAGCGCAGUGGUGAUGACAUACUGGACAAACUUUGCAAAAACUGGUGACCCAAAUCAACCAGUCCCACAAGAUACAAAAUUCAUUCAUACUAAACCCAAUCGUUUUGAGGAAGUAGCAUGGACCAGAUAUUCUCAAAAAGACCAACUGUAUCUUCACAUUGGAUUAAAACCACGAGUGAAGGAACAUUACAGGGCCAAUAAAGUGAACCUGUGGCUGGAACUGGUACCUCAUCUGCACAAUCUUAACGACAUUUCACAGUAUACCUCGACCACAACUAAAGUGCCAUCAACUGAUAUUACUUUCAGACCAACAAGGAAAAAUUCUGUACCUGUUACUUCAGCCUUUCCUACAGCCAAACAAGAUGAUCCCAAACAACAACCAAGUCCAUUUUCAGUGGAUCAAAGGGACUAUUCCACAGAGUUGAGUGUUACUAUUGCAGUUGGAGCAUCUUUGCUAUUCCUAAACAUUCUGGCCUUUGCAGCAUUGUACUACAAAAAGGACAAGAGGAGACAUGAUGUUCAUAGGAGAUGUAGCCCACAGCGUACUACUACCAAUGAUCUUGCCCAUGCACAAGAAGAGGAGAUAAUGUCCCUCCAAAUGAAGCACACUGACUUGGAUCAUGAAUGUGAGUCCAUCCAUCCACAUGAGGUGGUUCUUCGGACCGCCUGUCCCCCAGACUACACACUAGCUAUGAGAAGGUCUCCUGAUGAUAUUCCCUUAAUGACACCCAACACCAUUACAAUGAUUCCCAACACUAUACCAGGGAUUCAGCCCCUACACACAUUCAAUACCUUUACUGGAGGACAGAAUAAUACUCUGCCCCACCCCCAUCCCCACCCCCAUUCACACUCAACAACCAGGGUAUAG